This is a messenger RNA of Clupea harengus (Atlantic herring), 6461 nucleotides long. It is a transcript of the gene igf2bp2a, whose product is annotated as insulin like growth factor 2 mRNA binding protein 2a. Lineage: Eukaryota; Metazoa; Chordata; Actinopteri; Clupeiformes; Clupeidae. The record is from RefSeq and is a predicted model, not a curated record. Gene Ontology annotation, molecular function: RNA binding.
UAGGGUUAUACUUUUAUACAGCAUUUUAAUGUUUAGUGAAUGCUAAACAGUGUCACACAACAUUGUACAUUUCAAAAACCUGAACAGCUUGAUUUUAUGAAACCUAAUAUGGUAAUUCUUGUGUGACCAUUUGUGUACUGUAUGCAUACAGAUUAGUACAGAAUGCUGAAAUGCUUCUCUUUUUUUUCCACUAUUAGCUCACAUUUGAUAUUUUGAGGGCAUAUUGUUACACAAGAAGUUAAAUAAAGUGUUCACUGGAUGUUUGGAAGGAAAUCGAUAGACAUGGCCAGUAGGCGGUGCUGUAAUAAAUCGUUAAAUGAAUAGAGCUAACCUUUUUACGGAAAAGGUCCGCUGUUACCUCCAUAUUGCAAUUUCUGUAGUUAACGUGACCUUUUCUGUGGUGCUCUAAAUUUCACAGGAAAUCACGGAAUGUGGGGGGAAAGAAUCAUAGGAAAAAGUAGCUAAAUAUUGUUUUGCUGUUGUGGCCUUCUGUUAACAAAAACAUCAACUAUAGUUCUAAAUAAUGAAAUGGGGAAAGCAAUGUUGACAAUUUUGUAUAAUGAACACUCACCAGCUCCUGGGAAGUGACGAGUAAGUAUGUCAAUAACGAUACUGUUCUAAUUGUAAAGUGUGCGCAGUAUUGGUCGCUAGAAUAGAACACUACACACAAUAGGAUGCAAAUAAAAUUGCUGAUCAAUUGGACUGUAUGUUCUUUUUGAUAAUGGUCUGUAUCUCUUAAAUAUGGUGUCAAGUAUUGCCCUACCUUCUAGAUUGAUAUUGUGUAGAACCCUGUCUAAUGGCCAGAAAAGCUACGUGAAUCAAUUACUUAAACGAGGAUGAUUUUUAUCUUAGCGUAGAAUUGCUUGAUGUGUUGUUUCGAGUAAGGUUUCGUUUUUUUUUCUUAAGCUGCUGUAGGAGGCUGGAUCUGACAGGAUAUGGAAAUGCAUUUAAUGCUCCCUUAAGUAGCCUAAUACUGAUUAACAUUCAAUUUACAUUAACAUGUUUUUAAAAAUCAGUGGAAGGUGGGGCUAAUGUUUGCAUAGCCAUGGCCUAUACGGUCAGUUUAUUAUUAACUCGCCUUUUAAAUAUUCCACAAGGUGGCCCUAACACAGUAAAAAUCCUUCCAUGUAUAGCCUAGAUGUGCCUUUUCCAUAUAUGUGGGCGUGCCCUCGUCUUUAGGAGAUUCCCCGAGAUUCCCAUUCCAUUCGGCCAGUAGCUUACAGAUACCCCGCGUUCGGACCUGGGAUGAUAUUAUCCUUUUGCCCUGCAAUAUGUCAUGCAUCGAUUGAAGAGAGACCACGGGGGUGUGAUGGUUCCAAAUAAGGUUGUAGUUUUUAAAUGGUCCGAAAAGGCUGGGGAAUUAGGUUUUAUGUGGAGCCUCAAUUAUUUGCAACAAUGUUUUAGAUACGUGCUCAGUAAAUAAGAACUGUCAUCAAUUCUUAAGAAGAGCCUGAUGCUAGAUACCUCGCGUUUACGGUGUCUGUUAUGGUGGAAGUUAAAUACCUUAUAUCCCAUCGAAAUGUAUCGUAGCUUUAGUCCAGAUUUACGUGGAUCCUAUAGUGCAAUUCAUACCUUGUUCAGCCACUGGUUGAGACACUCCUCAAUGGCAUGAUUUGAAUGAACUUUCAUAGCGUUCAGAGCUCAAUUUCAUACCUGCUUGUCUUUGGUCACAAAUACGCGUGCCCAUUCAUAAGAAAAAAUAUGGUGUAUUACAUAAACACAUUCAAACACAUUUUCUGAUAUAUAAGAGCGAUUUUAUUUAGAGGCGGCGCUUGUUGGCUCCAGAGUAGCGUCGUAACGACACUUUUUUCUAUCCCAGUAAAAAGAGUUUGACCAGGAACCGAGUUGUAGCUGGGGGUCGACUGGAUCUGGGGGGAUUUUAUUAGAUCAUGAACAAACUAUAUGUCGGGAAUUUGAGUCCUUCGGUCACCGUCGAGGACUUGAAGCAGCUCUUUGGCGAGAGGAAGCUUCCAGUGGCCGAUCAGGUCCUGCUCAAAUCCGGCUAUGCCUUUGUGGACUUCCCCGACCAAAACUGGGCCAUUAAAGCUAUUGAAACUCUAUCUGGAAAAGUUGAAUUACAUGGGAAGGUGAUUGAGGUAGACUACUCUGUUCCCAAAAAACUAAGGAGUCGGAAGAUUCAGAUCCGAAACAUCCCCCCUCAUCUUCAGUGGGAGGUUUUGGAUGGCCUUUUAGCACAGUAUGGUACGGUCGAGAACGUGGAACAAGUCAACACUGACACAGAAACAGCAGUGGUGAAUGUCACGUACGCAACAAAGGAAGAAGCAAAAGUAGCGAUCGAGAAGCUGACCGGACACCAGUUCGAGGACUACUCCUUCCACGUGUCCUACAUCAUGGACACUGACGCGGCGGCGGCGGCGGCGCUGCAGUCGCCACGCAUGCGGCGGGGUGGACGCUCGUCGCGGGAGCAGGACGGGUCCUCGCAGCCCGGCCCGUCGGGUGGCCUGCCGUCGCAGCGCUACAAGCAGCAGCACGACUUCCCCCUGCGCCUGCUGGUGCCCACGCAGUUUGUCGGUGCCAUCAUCGGCAAGGAGGGCCUCACCAUCAAGAAUGUCACCAAACAGACCCAAUCCAAGGUGGACAUCCACCGGAAGGAGAACGCCGGAGCAGCGGAGAAGCCCAUUACCAUCCACUCCACGCCCGAGGGCUGCUCAGCGGCCUGCCGCAUGAUCCUGGACAUCAUGCAGAAGGAGGCCAACGACACCAAGGUGACAGAGGAGAUCCCUCUGAAGAUCCUGGCUCACAACAGCCUGGUGGGGAGGCUCAUUGGGAAGGAGGGCAGGAACCUGAAGAAGAUUGAAGAGGAGACAGGGUCCAAGAUUACUAUCUCCUCAUUACAAGACUUAACCAUUUACAACCCUGAGCGGACCAUCACAGUGAAGGGCAACUUGGAGGCCUGCUGUAAGGCGGAGGUGGAGAUCAUGCGGAAGCUGAGGGAAGCCUAUGAAAACGACAUUGCUGCUAUAAACCAACAAACCAACUUGAUCCCGGGGCUAAAUCUCAACGCCCUGGGCAUCUUUUCCACCGGCCUUCCCAUGUUGCCUCACUCCGCUGGGCCUCGAGGAGUCCCCCCUGUGCCUCCUGGGGGGUACAGCCCUUUCCUGAGUCCCUCGUCACAUCUUAGUGGCUUAUAUGGAGUGCCUCCCGUGAGUGCCAUCGCCCACCAGCACACGUCAGCUCCAGAACAGGAGGUGGUCUACCUCUUUAUUCCAACUCAGGCUGUUGGGGCAAUUAUCGGCAAAAAGGGCCAGCACAUUAAACAACUCGCACGCUUCGCCGGAGCAUCCAUUAAGAUUGCGCCUGCAGAAAGCCCUGAUGUCACCCAGAGGAUGGUGAUUAUCACAGGACCCCCAGAAGCCCAGUUUAAGGCCCAGGGCAGGAUAUUUGGGAAGCUGAAGGAGGAGAACUUCUUCACGGCGAAAGAAGAGGUGAAGCUUGAGACCCAUAUCAAAGUGCCCUCAUCUGCUGCUGGCAGGGUCAUUGGCAAAGGUGGAAAAACGGUGAAUGAACUGCAGAACCUCACCAGCGCAGAGGUCAUCGUGCCUCGGGACCAAACACCUGACGAGAAUGACGAGGUCUUUGUCAAAAUCAGUGGGCAUUUCUUCGCUAGCCAGACUGCACAGAGGAAGAUCAGGGAGAUCAUCCAGCAGGUGAAGCAGCAGGAACACAAGCACCAGCAGGGGGGUCCCGUGCCACGCCACUCCAAGUGACCUGCAGCGCCGCCCCCAGCGGGCACCAGCCGAUGAAUGUAGCCCUCCCAACUUGAGAGAGAGAAUAAGCCAGAAGGAGAGAGAGAGAAGAGAAGAGGAAGAGGGGAACGAAUGGGACAGGCAGGGGCACACCAGCAACAACGGGAACAAAAAAAAACCAAAGAACUUCACAAGGGGGAAAAGGUGUGAGCCAAAGGCUAAAGGGGCUAAGUGGGCUGCCAGCCUAAGGGGGCUGUGGCUAACGUGGAGAGACCUGACUGUUCAAAAACUACCACACACACACACACACACACUCACACACACACACACACACAUACACAUACACACACACACACACAUACAGACACACAUACAGACACACUCUGCUCACACAUGUGCUAAAACAUUGACAAAGAAAAUGAUGAAAAAAAAUUACAAAAAAAUGUAUGGAAUGGAUUGGGUAUCUGUUGUGUUCACAAAUUUAAAAGCAGGAAGCAUCAUCACCCUGUACAACUUUAUCUCAUUUAGUUAGACUAACAUAGGCCUAACAACCAGACCAGACAGUAUGUACAUUCAUGCAUUGCGUUUGAGUUAGGUUUGGAGUAGACUUAGGGCAGGUGUGUUAUAGUGACUGAGAUGUUUUUUUUUAUUAUUAUUAUUUCAUCAACGGUUUUGAUGCUAAGAUUGCAAGUGUCAGUAUCAUUAGCAGUAUUAAUAAGCGUUAGAACAAAUAUACUGUUAUAUACUGAAAAGAUGUACUGUUAAUCUUGUUUAUACAUGAAGUAUAUAAGCACUUAUAUACAGACUGAUGUGUAUAUUUGUGUAUACAUAUAUAGUUGUAUGUAUAUAACAGUAUAUUUUUUCAUAGAUGAUAAAAGUCUUUUAAAAAAGAAACGUGGGAGGGGAAAGCUUCGGCAUACCUAGAAGGAAAAAGAGUUUGAUUCAUAUCUUUUACUUGUUUGCAUUUGAGAUCAUAUUUAAAGUGAAACAAAGAUACGCAAAAGCAUUGACAACCAUAGAGAAGAGAAAGAAAACGUAGUGGAUUGUUCGGAAUCCAUGUCAUUCAGCCUGUGUGUGCCAACAGGAGAGUUUAACAUCCCUGUGAAACUGUUCUUAGUUCUCAUAUCCGACGCUGGUUUCUUGUAUUUUGUCAUUGCUAACUUUUCUGUCCAUUCACUUAACUCUUUUUUUUUUACUCUUUUUGUGCUGUCUCAGUAUCAGCUGAGGUCUGUUGUUUUUCUCUUUUUUUUUCUUGCGUUGCGUCACAGUGAAAUUCCAUAUUGCCUGUGAGACUUUACCCUUUUUGACUUUCACAAAAUUGAAAUGACUGCCACGUCUCAGUUAAGAAGACACAAGAGAAAUCAUUACAGAGAACGUGAAACUCUAGGCCUAUAUAUAUAUACAUACACACAUUGAUCAUCCAUAUGAGGAGAGUGACCUAUCGUAUAGAUGUUUCGUGGCAGUUUGCUAGAGGGGCUGGAUGCAGAUAUCGGCUGUUGUGACGGCAUGUCGUCAUGUCUUCGGACAGGAGACAGAGUCUCAAACCGGGCCUGGAGUUUGUCUGUCCCCGUGUGUCUCGUCAUACACUAAGCGCCGAGGGAAGCCGUGCAGCACAAAAAAUGUGAUAUGGGGGUGGGGGGUGGUGGGAGGGGUUACGGGUGGGAGGAUGGGAUGGGGGGGUGGUGGGUGGUGGGAGGGAGGAUGAGAUGGGAUGAGCGUUGGAGUGUGGCAAAGGGGUGUUUUGGACGUUUUUUUGUGGAGAGAGCAUUAGUAUGACCUGUGGUACACAUACACACCACCACCCCCACCCCCCAUCCACCCACACACAUACACACACACACACACACACACACACACACACAGACACACGUACACAACAACAGCAUUUGGCUUUAAACCUCUUAGUCAGGGAGCUUCUUUAAGUGGCUUGACAGAUGUGAAUGUAAAUAUGUACCACCUGCAACUUGUGUUUUAGUGCAGUGGUUGGCCCAGCCAGAUUGAUUUUGUUUUUUUAUCUUGAUAUUUAAAAGUGUUAUAUCAUUUCAAAAACAAACAAACAAAAAAGAUCUCCGCUCUUUUAGGUUUUCCUGAACACCCAGGUACAGAUUUAUCCCUUUGUGCUUUCGUUUAUUUUCGUUUUUAUUUCGUUUUUAUUUGAUUCUAUGUGCGAGUGAAAGCUUGUGGCCUUAAUUGUCACCAAGUAAGUAGUCUCACCAUGGGUCUCCCUCUCCUCCCCUCCCUGCGAGCUACCAGCUGCAUCUUCCAGACGCAAGGUUAAUGCCAAUACGCACUGCUUCCUCCAUUGGUGUGUAUGCGUGCGUGUGUGUGUAUAUAUUAUAUAUAUAUAAAGAGAAAGAGAAAAUAUUUAUGGAUCUAUUUUUUUUUCUAUUUUGUGAUGAGAGCUAUAACUGAUUCGGUGGGACACUGCCAUAUUACUUUGAAGGGAAGUGUUUUAUUUUCUUGAGAAACUAAAAGAAAAAUAAAUAAAUGAAUAUGAAUAAUGACAGCAUAAUUCAACGCUAAUGGGGAGAACAACACAUGAAUCACCGCAUUACUUUGAUCAGGAUGUGAACAGUGCGCGUGUCGGUUUUAUGAUCUACCUCAGGCUUCAGGGUACCUCAGUCCAAUCUUUCAUUCCCCCCCUUCCCUCUUUUUAAAUCCCCCAAACCUCCCCUCCCCACAACAAAUAUUUUGUAUGCCUUGUGAAACUAGUUUUUUAAUUAGUAUUUUUUUUUUUCAUUUUUAAGAAUAAAA